Molecule: messenger RNA, 909 nt
Organism: Vicia faba (fava bean)
Lineage: Eukaryota; Viridiplantae; Streptophyta; Magnoliopsida; Fabales; Fabaceae
Source: the annotation of a GenBank genome assembly
AUGACACCCAUGCGUAGAAACACCAUUCAGAUCAACUUUGUCCAGGUUCCCACCCAGCUUAAGGAAUUGGUUGCAAAGUUGGUCCCUACCUUGGAAGAGUUCUCUGGUCUACUUGGUAUCUCUAUUCUGGAGCAGACCCCGUUUAUAGGUUGGGAGAAAGUCAUUAGGCCGGAAGAUAUUGCUUCAGCCCUCCAUAUGACAAAGGCUGAAGUAAUGUCUAACUGGGAGACUAGAAGUGGGAUAAAAGGCUUCUUGACUAAGUUUUUGGUUGGUAAGGCUAAUCAGUUUUGGGACAGUUUAGACUUUCAGGCGUUUGAGGACAUCUUGGCUCUUCUUAUUUAUGGUCUGGUUCUGUUUCCAAACUCAGAUGCUUUUGUUGACGUGAAUGCGGUGAAGAUCUUCAUUUCCUGUAAUCUGGUACCCACUCUCUUGGGUGAUAUUUUACACUCUCUUUAUGCCUGUACUGCUCGGAAACGGGGAACCCUUAUGAGUUGUGCACCAUUGCUGGCGAGGUGGUUUAUUUCUCACCUCCCCAAAUCAGUUUUUAAGAACAAGGAAGGCAUGGGUUGGGCCUACAGGAUUAUGUACCUCUCUCAUAAUGAUAUCAUUUGGACUAUCAAGGGUAUGGAAGAUGUGGCUAUUAUUGAUCGCUGUGGGGAGUACCCCAAUGUUCCACUGCUAGGAACCCAUGGAGGAAUCACUUAUAAUCCAUGUUUGGCCUUACGUCAGUUCGGGCGAGCUAGGAGGGAAGGACCUCAUGAGUUGCUGAUGUCGAGUAUCGUCUUUUACUUCCAAGGGGAUAGUGACGAGCAACGCCGCAGAUUCAUAAGAGCUUGGGAUAGAGUACACAGGUCUGAUCCACACGAGCUGGGUACGAAGACUUCUCUACCAAUGGAACCAUAUCUCUGA